AUAUGGCUAUGGAUUAGCUAUAUGCUAAUACCGAUAGGGGGAAAAAAGAGCUGUGCUGAACUCGGCAAGCUGCUGCCCGUUGAGGCAAUCAGAGACUGAACAGAGCUACCUCCUCCAAAGCCAUGGCUGAAGGGGGUGAAGGAGGAGAAGAUGAAAUACAGUUCCUACGAACUGAUGAUGAAGUAGUACUUCAGUGCAUUGCCAAUAUUCACAAAGAACAACGGAAAUUCUGCCUGGCAGCUGAGGGGCUUGGGAAUCGCCUGUGUUUUCUGGAGCCAACUUCAGAAGCUAAAUAUGUCCCUCCUGACCUUUGCAUCUGUAACUUUGUAUUGGAACAGUCUUUAUCUGUCAGAGCUCUCCAGGAAAUGCUUGCCAAUACAGGAGACAAUUCAAGUGAAGGGUUUAUAAGAAAGGCAGCCCGAGGAGGUGGUCAUAGAACACUGCUGUAUGGCCAUGCUAUUCUACUGCGUCAUUCCUUCAGUGGAAUGUAUUUGACAUGUUUGACUACAUCAAGGUCUCAGACAGAUAAACUUGCAUUUGAUGUGGGGCUACAAGAAAAUGCAGCAGGUGAAGCUUGCUGGUGGACCAUACAUCCCGCCUCUAAACAAAGGUCGGAAGGAGAAAAGGUCCGUAUUGGGGAUGAUCUUAUCUUGGUUAAUGUGUCUUCUGAAAGAUACCUGCAUCUCUCUGUAUCAUAUGGAAACAUACAAGUGGAUGCUUCUUUUAUGCAAACACUAUGGAAUGUGCACCCCACACGUUCAGGAAGCAGCAUUGAGGAAGGAUAUCUUCUUGGAGGGCAUGUAUUACGUUUAUUUCAUGGCCAUGAUGAGUGUUUGACCAUCUCAUCUACAGAACAGAAUGAUUCACCCUACAAACGGGCAUUUUAUGAAGCAGGAGGAGCUGCUGCACGUGCAAGGUCAUUGUGGAGAGUAGAACCUCUUCGCAUAAGCUGGAGUGGGAGCAACAUUCGCUGGGGACAGCCAUUUCGCCUUCGACAUAUUACCACAGGGCAAUUUUUAGCCCUGACAGAAGACCAGGGGCUUGUCUUGUUAGACAGAGAAAAGGCUGACACAAAAUCAUCUUCCUUUUGUUUCAGAGCAUCAAAGGAAAAAUUGGAUUCUGCUCAUAAGCGUGAUAUUGAUGGAAUGGGAGUUCCUGAAAUAAAGUAUGGUGAUUCCAUUUGUUUUGUGCAGCAUGUAGCCAGCACUUUGUGGCUUACUUAUAAAGCACAGGAUGCUAAAACAGUGCGCUUGGGACCACUGAAAAGAAAGGUUAUUUUGCACCAAGAAGGACAUAUGGAUGAUGGUCUCACAUUGCAAAGAUGUCAACAUGAAGAAUCCCAGGCUGCUCGAAUCAUUCGUAAUACAACAAGAUUAUUUAGUCAAUUUAUAAGUGGAAAUAACAGAACUUCAACUCCCAUCUCCCUGCCGAUUGAAGAGGUACUACAGACACUGCAAGACCUGAUUACAUAUUUUCUGCCUCCAGAAGAAGAGCUAGAACAUGAAGAUAAACAGAACAAACUUCGUUCUCUUAAGAAUAGACAAAAUCUAUUCAAAGAAGAGGGAAUGCUGGCACUGGUUUUGAACUGCAUUGAUCGCUUAAACGUCUACUAUAGUACUGCUCAUUUUACAGGGGCUGGCAGUGAGGAGAGUGGUACAGCAUGGAAAGAGAUUCUGAAUCUCCUUUACAAAUUGUUAGCUGCUCUUAUUUGUGGUAACAGAAAUAAUUGUGCCCAGUUUUCUAAUAACCUAGAUUGGUUAAUUAGUAAAUUGGACAGAUUAGAAUCAUCUUCAGGUAUUUUGGAAGUCUUGCACUGCAUCUUGAUUGAAAGCCCAGAGGCUUUAAAUUUGAUAGAAGAAGGACAUAUAAAAUCCAUAAUCUCACUGCUGGAUAAGCAUGGACGCAACUAUAAGAUUCUUGAAGUGCUUUGCUCCCUUUGUCUCUGUAAUGGAGUAGCAGUGCGUGCUAAUCAGAAUUUAAUCUGUGACAAUCUUCUCCCUCGAAGAGAUCUACUUUUACAAACACGGCUGGUGAAUGAUGUAACAAGUAUGAGACCAAACAUAUUUCUGGGAAUUGCUGAGGGCUCAGCACAAUAUAAGAAAUGGUACUUUGAACUAAUAAUUGAUCAGGUAGAUCCAUUUCUGACAGCAGAACCCACACAUCUGCGGGUUGGCUGGGCUUCCACAUCAGGCUACGCCCCUUAUCCUGGAGGUGGAGAAGGAUGGGGAGGCAAUGGUGUUGGUGAUGACCUAUGCUCAUAUGGAUUUGAUGGACUUCAUCUAUGGUCUGGUCGAAUACCUAGAGCUGUUGCAUCUGUCAAUCAGCAUUUGCUAGCUUCUGAUGAUGUGGUCAGCUGUUGCCUGGAUCUAGGGGUGCCCAGUAUUUCUUUCCGCAUAAAUGGACAACCAGUGCAAGGAAUGUUUGAGAACUUCAACACUGAUGGACUCUUUUUUCCUGUGGUGAGCUUCUCAGCAGGUGUUAAAGUACGUUUCUUAAUGGGUGGACGUCAUGGAGAGUUCAAGUUUCUACCACCUGCUGGCUAUGUGCCUUGUUAUGAAGCUUUUCUCCCAAAAGAGAAAAUGAAGCUGGAACCCGUAAAAGAAUAUAAGAGAGAUUCUGAUGGAAUUAGGGAUUUGCUUGGUACAACACAGUUUCUUUCCCAAGCUAACUUUAUUCCUUGUCCAAUUGAUACCAGCCAGAUUGCUUUGCCUCUUCAUCUAGAGAAAAUCCGUGACAAGCUUGCAGAAAAUAUCCAUGAACUAUGGGCAAUGAAUAAAAUAGAACUUGGCUGGGCUUAUGGCAAGUUAAGAGAUGAUAAUAAAAGACAACACCCUUGUCUAGUGGAAUUUUCAAAGUUACCUGAAACAGAAAAGAACUACAACCUACAGAUGUCAACUGAAACUCUGAAAACUCUUUUGGCCCUUGGAUGCCAUAUUGUUCAUGUCAAUCCAGGAGCAGAGGAAGAUCUUAAGAAAAUCAAGCUCCAAAAAAAUUACAUGAUGUCAAAUGGUUACAAACCAGCACCUCUAGAUCUUUCUGAAGUCAAAUUAUCACCUGCACAAGAAGUUUUAGUUGAUAAACUUGCAGAAAAUGCACAUAAUGUUUGGGCAAAAGACAGAAUAAAACAAGGUUGGACCUAUGGAAUUCAGCAGGAUCUCAAAAACAAGCGAAACCCUCGACUCGUGCCGUAUCCAUUAUUAGAUGAGCGUACUAAGAAAUCAAACAGAGAUAGCCUUCGUGAAGCUGUUCGUACUUUUGCAGGUUACGGAUAUAAUAUUGAGCCACCAGAUCAAGAAUUAGCUGAUCAAACUGUGGAGAAAGUGAGCAUUGACAAGAUACGCUUCUUCAGAGUAGAGCGGUCUUAUGCAGUUAAGACAGGAAAGUGGUAUUUUGAAUUUGAAGUUGUGACAGAAGGAGAUAUGCGUGUUGGGUGGGCGAGACCAGGCUGUCGUCCUGAUGUAGAAUUGGGAGCUGAUGACCAAGCAUUUGUAUUUGAAGGCAGCAAAGGUCAACGCUGGCACCAAGGGAGUGGAUUCUUUGGACGAAAUUGGCAAGCUGGAGAUGUGGUGGGCUGCAUGAUAAAUCUAGAUGACAAAUCAAUUAUCUUUACUUUGAAUGGGGAGUUACUUAUAACAAAUAAAGGUUCAGAGCUUGCUUUUGCUGAUUUUGAAAUAGAUAAUGGUUUUGUCCCAAUAUGCUCAUUGGGUCUAUCUCAGAUUGGUCAAAUGAAUUUUGGAAGAGAUGCCAGCAACUUCAAAUAUUAUACAAUGUGCGGACUUCAAGAAGGCUUUGAACCUUUUGCUGUCAACAUGAACAGAGAUGUUGCUAUGUGGUUUAGCAAACGCUUGCCAACAUUUGUCAAUGUGCCAAAAACACAUCCUCGUAUUGAGGUGACAAGAAUUGAUGGAAACAUAGAUAACCCACCACGUUUGAAAGUUACCCAUAAGACAUUUGGAACACAGAGUAAUAAUGCAGAGAUGAUAUAUUGUCGUUUAAGUAUGCCUAUUGAAUUCCAUUCAUCUUUUAACUACUGUACUGGUUUGGAACUUGUUGAUGGUUUCCAAAAAAGAAAACAGAACCACGAGAUACCUCUUUAUGCAACAACAUACUAUUACUCAGUGCGGAUCUUUGCUGGUCAAGACUUGUCUUCAGUGUGGAUUGGUUGGGUCACUCCUGAUUACCACUUCUAUAGUGAACAUUUUGACUUAAAUAAGAACUGCACAGUUACAGUUACUUUGGGAGAUGAAAGAGGCAGAGUUCAUGAAAGUGUAAAACGUAGCAAUUGCUACAUGGUCUGGGGAGGAGAACCAUCUGUUACUUCACAGAGAUCAGGUCGCAGUAAUGUUGAUUUGGAAAUUGGAUGCCUUGCUGAAUUGGCUUCUGGAAUGUUAUCAUUUACAGCCAAUGGAAAGGAGCUGGGAACUUUCUACCAGGUUGAACCAAACACAAAAUUAUUUCCAGCAGUUUUUUUACACCCCACGAGCACAAACCUGCUGCAGUUUGAACUUGGUAAAUUAAAGAACACCAUGCCUUUAUCAGCAGCAAUCUUUAAAAGUGAAGAAAAAAACCCUAUUCCCCAGUGCCCUCCUCGGCUGGAUGUCCAGACACUUACACCAGUUGUGUGGAGCAGAAUGCCAAACAGUUUCCUGAAGGUAGAGGCUGAGCGAGUCAGUGAUCGCCAUGGCUGGGUAGUGCAAUGUCUGGAAACUUUGCAGAUGAUGGCCCUUCAUAUUCCUGAAGAAAACAGGUGUAUUGAUAUUUUGGAGCUAUGUGAACAAGAGGAUUUGAUGAGGUUCCACUACCAUACUUUAAAACUUUAUAGCUCUGUGUGUGCACUGGGUAACAACAGAGUAGCUUAUGCCCUUUGCAGCCAUGUGGAUCUUUCUCAGUUAUUUUACACAAUAGAUAAUCAAUAUUUACCUGGACUCUUACGAUCCGGAUUCUAUGACUUACUUAUCAGCAUUCAUUUAGAAUAUUCCAAGGAAGCUAAGCUCAUGAUGAACAAUGAAUUUAUCAUUCCAAUUACAGAUGAAACAAGGAAAAUUAAAUUAUUUCCAGAUGAAAAAAAGAUGCAUGGUUUACCUGGAGUAGGACUUAGCACCUGCUUGAAACCAGAUUUUAAAUUCUCUACUCCUUGUUUUAUUUUGUCUCAUGAGGAUCAUCAAAAGCCUAGUCCAGAGAUACCACUUGAUAUACUUAAAUCCAAGGCUAUAAGUAUGCUAACAGAAGCGGUCUACUGCAGUGGAACUCACAUACGAGACCCUGUUGGAGGGAAAGUUGAGUUCCAGUUUGUUCCUGUUCUCAAACUUAUAGGAACUUUACUCAUAAUGGGAGUUUUUGAUGAUGAUGAUGUUAAACAGAUUUUACUGCUGAUUGAUCCAUGUGUGUUUGGUGAGCCCAAGGAAGAAGCAAUGGAGACAACAGACAAGGAGGGUGUUACACAAAUAGAAGAAAAAGCUGUAGAGGCUGGGGAAAAGGCGAUCAAGGAAACUAAAACUCCAAUAAAAGGCUUGCUGCAAACAAGAUUACCUGAAUCUGUUAAACUCCAGAUGUGUGAGCUGCUAAAUUAUUUCUGUGACUGUGAGUUGAAACACAGAGUGGAAGCCAUCGUAUCAUUUGCAGAUACUUAUGUUUCAAAAUUGCAGUAUAAUCAGAAAUACAGAUAUAAUGAACUAAUGCAAGCCUUGAAUAUGUCUGCUGCUUUAACUGCCAGGAAAACAAAGGAAUUUCGUUCUCCUCCACAAGAACAGAUUAAUAUGUUGCUAAAUUUUCAACUGGGAGAAGACUGUCCUUGCCCAGAGGAGAUUCGGGAAGAGUUAUAUGAAUUUCAUGAUGAUCUCCUGAUUCAUUGUGGCAUUCCAUUGGAAGAAGAGGAUGAAGAAAGAGAUGCCAUUUCUUGGACCGGUAAACUACGUUCUUUGAUACACAAAAUAAAAGGGCUAUCCAAGACUGAAAAGAAAAAGCCAACUGAGGAGAAUGAAAAGUAUCCUACUACUUUGAAGGAGUUGAUAUCUCAAACUAUGGUUUGCUGGGCUCAAGAAGAUCAGAUCCAAGAUCCAGAAUUAGUUUGCAUUAUGUUUAACCUCCUUCGAAGGCAAUAUGACAGCAUCGGUGAACUACUGCAAGCUCUGAGGAAAUCCUACACUAUAAGUGCUGCCUCUGUGCAGGAUACAAUCAAUUUAUUAGCAGCACUGGGGCAAAUUCGCUCCCUUCUCAGUGUCAGGAUGGGAAAAGAAGAGGAAUUGCUUAUGAUUAAUGGCCUAGGAGAUAUAAUGAACAACAAAGUAUUUUACCAGCAUCCUAAUUUAAUGAGAGUCCUGGGUAUGCAUGAGACAGUUAUGGAAGUAAUGGUAAAUGUUCUUGGAGGAGACAAAUCUCAGAUUGCUUUUCCAAAAAUGGUGGCAAGUUGUUGUCGGUUCCUCUGCUAUUUCUGCCGCAUCAGUCGCCAAAACCAAAAAGCCAUGUUUGAGCAUCUAAGCUAUUUACUUGAAAACAGCAGUGUGGGACUUGCCUCUCCUUCUAUGAGGGGUUCUACUCCACUAGAUGUAGCAGCUGCCUCUGUAAUGGACAAUAAUGAGCUCGCACUUGCAUUGGAGGAGCCAGACCUAGAAAAGGUUGUAACCUACUUGGCAGGUUGUGGACUUCAGAGCUGCCCAAUGCUCUUGGCAGCAGGAUAUCCUGACAUUGGUUGGAAUCCAAUAGAGGGGGAGCGUUAUCUAUCAUUUUUAAGAUUUGCUGUUUUUGUUAAUGGUGAAAGUGUUGAGGAGAACGCCACUGUUGUUGUCAAACUGCUUAUUCGGCGCCCAGAAUGUUUUGGCCCAGCUCUUAGAGGAGAAGGAGGAAAUGGUUUGUUGGCUGCUAUGCAAGGAGCAAUUAAGAUCUCUGAGAACCCAGCUCUUGAUCUUCCCUCACAGGGAUAUAAAAGGGAACUCAAUCUUGAGGAAGAUGAGGAAGAGGAAGAGAUUGUACACAUGGGCAACGCAAUUAUGUCUUUCUAUUCAGCUCUUAUAGAUCUGCUGGGUCGUUGUGCGCCAGAAAUGCAUCUCAUCCAAACUGGGAAGGGUGAAGCCAUUCGAAUCCGGUCAAUCCUGCGCUCCCUGGUGCCAACAGAAGACUUGGUUGGAAUUAUAAGCAUUCCACUAAAACUGCCAACAGGAAAUAAAGAUGGAACAGUUACUGAGCCUGACAUGUCUGCAAAUUUCUGCCCUGACCAUAAGGCACCCAUGGUGCUAUUUCUAGAUCGUGUCUAUGGUAUAAAAGACCAAAGCUUCCUUCUUCAUCUGCUGGAGGUUGGAUUUUUACCAGAUUUGAGAACAUGUGCCUCAUUGGAUACAGUUUCUUUGAGUACCACAGAGACAGCUCUUGCUCUAAAUAGAUAUAUUUGCACAGCUGUGUUUCCAUUACUUACAAGGUGUGCUGCUCUGUUUUCGGGAACUGAGCAUUAUGUCUCUCUGGUUGAUUCCACACUUCAGACAAUAUAUCGUCUCUCCAAAGGACGCUCCCUUACAAAAGCACAAAGAGACACUAUUGAAGAAUGCUUGCUUGCUAUCUGCCAUCACUUACGGCCUUCUAUGUUACAGCAACUAUUGCGACGACUGGUUUUUGAUGUACCCUUACUUAAUGAAUACUGUAAAAUGCCACUUAAGCUUCUAACAAAUCACUAUGAGCAAUGCUGGAAAUAUUACUGCUUGCCUUCAGGAUGGGGAAAUUAUGGAAUUGCAGCUGAAGAAGAGUUACAUUUAACUGAGAAACUUUUCUGGGGAAUAUUUGAUUCCCUCUCCCAUAAGUUCCUAUCUCUUCUGCAGAAGUAUGAUCCAGAGCUCUUCCGAAUGGCCUUACCUUGUUUAAGUGCUAUAGCUGGAGCUUUGCCACCAGACUAUUUAGACACUCGAAUUACCUCAACUUUAGAAAAGCAGACUUCAGUAGAUGCUGAAGGAAACUUUGAUCCCAAACCUAUCAGCACAGUGAACUUUACCCUUCCUGAAAAGCUGGAAUAUAUUGUCAACAAGUAUGCUGAACAUACACAUGACAAAUGGGCUUGUGAGAAGAGUAAUAAUGGAUGGAAGUAUGCCACUUCUCUAGAUGAAAAUAUGAAGACACAUCCUUUAAUAAGGCCUUUUAAAACAUUAAUUGAAAAGGAAAAGGAAAUAUAUCGAUGGCCUGCUAGAGAAUCUCUUAAAACUAUGUUAGCAAUGGGAUGGAGUCUAGAAAAAACCAAAGAAGAUUCAAUAGUACAGCAAUGGGAAAAUGAAAAGCUCCGCAGUAUAUCACAGUCCAGUCAAGGAAAUGGAUAUAACCCAGCUCCUCUUGAUCUUUCGAAUGUUGUACUGUCUAGGGAACUCCAGGGAAUGGUUGAGGUGGUGGCAGAAAAUUAUCAUAACAUUUGGGCUAAAAAGAAGAAAACUGAAUUAGAAAAUAAAGGUGGAGGCGCUCAUCCUUUAUUGGUACCUUAUGACACUUUGACAGCCAAAGAAAAGUCUCGGGACAGAGAGAAAGCACAAGAACUUUUUAAAUUUCUUUUAGUAAAUGGCAUUGUCAUAUCUAGAGGUUUAAAUGAUUUGGAGUUGGAUGCUUCAUCUAUGGAAAAAAGGUUUGCCUACAAGUUUCUGAGGAAGAUUCUAAAAUAUGUUGACUCUGCUCAUGAGUUCAUUGCACAUUUAGAAGCCAUUGUCACCAGUGGGAAAACUGAGAAGUCACCACAUGACCAAGAAAUCAAAUUCUUUGCCAAAGUUCUACUGCCAUUGGUUGACCAGUACUUUACAAACCACUGUCUGUAUUUCCUCUCUUCUCCUGCUAAGCCACUCAGCAGUAGUGGAUAUGCUUCCAACAAAGAAAAAGAAAUGGUAGCAAGUCUUUUCUGCAAACUUGCCGUUCUUGUCAGACACAGGAUUUCGCUUUUUGGUAGUGAUGCUACUACGAUGGUCAGUUGCAUACACAUUUUAGCUCAGACUCUAGAUACAAGAACUGUAAUGAAAUCAGGCUCAGAGCUGGUUAAGGCAGGAUUGCGUGCUUUCUUUGAAAAUGCAGCUGAAGAUCUAGAGAAGACAUCAGAAAAUCUUAAACUAGGAAAAUUUACACAUUCCCGAACACAAAUUAAAGGAGUCUCACAGAACAUCAACUAUACUACAGUCGCAUUGUUACCUAUCUUAACAUCAAUUUUUGACCAUGUUGCUCAGCAUCAUUUUGGCACUGAUUUGCUUUUAGGUGACAUCCAAGUUUCCUGUUACAGAAUUCUUUGUAGUCUGUACUCUCUUGGGACUGGAAAGAACAUCUAUGUCGAAAGGCAACGUCCAGCUCUUGGUGAAUGCUUGGCUUCCCUUGCAGCAGCAAUUCCAGUAGCCUUCCUUGAACCUUCUCUCAAUCUUUACAAUCCACUUUCUGUCUUCAACACAAAAUCUUCCAGAGAGAGAGCUCUUUUAGGUAUGCCUGAAACAGUAGAAGAAAUGUGUCCAGAAAUUCCUCAGUUGGAUGGCUUAAUGAAAGAAAUAAACAGCUUGGCAGAGUCUGGAGCCAGAUACACUGAAAUGUCAAAGAUUAAAUCCUCACUCAUCAAGUAUUGGUGGGAAAGGGGACCUGAAAACAAUCCUGAAAGCGGUGGUCCCUGUUGUACAAUGGUAACCUCUGAACAUCUCAGCAUAAUUUUGGGAAACAUUCUGAAAAUCAUCAACAACAAUCUAGGGAUAGAUGAAGCAUCCUGGAUGAAGAGAAUAGCAGUGUAUACUCAGCCAAUCAUCAGCAAAGCCAGACCGGAUCUCUUGAAAAGUCAUUUUAUUCCAACACUCGAAAAACUAAAGAAGAAGGCCAUAAAAAUAGUGAUGGAAGAGGAACAGCUGAAAGCAGACAGUAAAACUGAUACCCAAGAAGCAGAACUCCUCAUUCUAGAUGAAUUUGCAGUUCUUUGUCGUGACCUUUAUGCUUUUUAUCCUAUGUUGAUUCGCUAUGUAGACAACAACAGAUCAAACUGGCUCAAAAAACCAGAUGUAGAUUCUGAUGAACUUUUCCGAAUGGUUGCUGAAGUCUUCAUCCUCUGGUGUAAAUCCCAUAACUUCAAGAGAGAAGAACAAAAUUUUGUGAUUCAGAAUGAAAUCAACAAUUUGGCAUUUUUGACAGGAGAUAGCAAGAGUAAGAUAUCAAAAGCCAUGCAAGUAAAGUCUGGAGGUCAUGACCAAGAACGAAAGAAAUCAAAGCGUAGAGGAGAUUUAUACUCAAUUCAGACAUCACUGAUUGUAGCUGCACUUAAGAAAAUGCUUCCAAUUGGAUUGAAUAUGUGUACACCUGGAGAUCAAGAGUUGAUUUCUCUUGCUAAGUCUAGAUAUAGCUAUAAAGAUUCAGAAGAAGAGAUCAAAGAACACUUACGCAGUAACUUGCAUUUGCAGGAGAAGUCAGAUGAUCCUGCAGUGAAAUGGCAAUUGAAUCUGUAUAAAGACAUCUUGAAAACUGAGGAGCCUGCUGAUCCUGAGAAAACUGUGGAACGUGUACAAAGGAUCUCUGCAGCUGUCUAUCAUCUGGAACAGGUUGAGCAACCACUAAGAUCAAAGAAAGCUGUAUGGCACAAACUCUUGUCAAAACAACGUAAAAGAGCUGUUGUUGCUUGUUUCAGGAUGGCACCAUUAUACAAUUUGCCAAGGCACCGUUCUAUUAACCUGUUCCUCCAUGGUUAUCAGAAAUAUUGGAUAGAAACAGAGGAAUAUUCAUUUGAGGAGAAACUAAUUCAGGAUUUGGCUACCCCCUCAAAAAAAAGUGAGGAGGAAGAGGAUGAAGCUGAAAAACAUCCUGACCCUCUCCAUCAAAUUAUUCUUCAUUUUAGUCGAAAUGCUCUCACUGAAAGAAGCAAAUUGGAUAAUGACCCUUUGUAUACCGCGUAUUCAGCAAUGAUGGCAAAGAGCUGCCAAAGUGGAGAAGAUGAUGAAGAUGAUGAUGAAGAAAAAGAGAAGACGUUUGAGGAAAAAGAAAUGGAAAAGCAAAAAACUCUUUAUCAACAGUCUCGACUGCAUGAACGUGGUGCUGCUGAGAUGGUAUUGCAGAUGAUUAGUGCCAGUAAAGGGGAAAUGGGAACCAUGGUAGUUCAAACCCUGAAACUUGGUAUUGCUAUUCUAAAUGGAGGUAACUCCGUUGUUCAGCAGAAAAUGUUGGACUAUCUGAAGGAGAAAAAAGAUGCUGGCUUUUUUCAGAGCCUUUCUGGCUUAAUGCAGUCUUGCAGUGUUCUUGACUUGAAUGCCUUUGAAAGACAAAAUAAAGCAGAAGGCCUUGGAAUGGUUACUGAAGAAGGAACACUCAUCGUGCGUGAGCGUGGUGAGAAAGUACUACAGAAUGAUGAGUUUACUAAAGAUCUGUUUAGAUUUUUACAACUGCUGUGUGAAGGUCAUAACAAUGAUUUUCAGAAUUAUCUACGCACUCAGAUGGGCAAUACCACAACAGUGAAUAUUAUUAUUAGCACAGUUGAUUAUCUCUUGCGUCUUCAGGAAUCGAUUAGUGACUUUUACUGGUACUACUCUGGGAAAGAUGUGAUUGAUGAAUCUGGACAACGGAACUUUUCUAAAGCAUUGGCUGUAACCAAACAGAUUUUUAAUUCACUUACUGAAUAUAUCCAGGGUCCUUGCAUAGGAAACCAGCAGAGUCUGGCUCACAGUAGACUGUGGGAUGCAGUUGUUGGCUUCCUUCAUGUGUUUGCCAACAUGCAAAUGAAACUUUCGCAGGAUUCCAGUCAGAUUGAAUUGCUGAAGGAGCUUUUGGAUCUUCUGAAGGAUAUGGUGGUGAUGCUCUUGUCUCUACUUGAAGGUAAUGUUGUAAAUGGCACAAUUGGAAAGCAGAUGGUUGAUACCCUGGUUGAAUCAUCUAGUAAUGUUGAAAUGAUCCUAAAAUUCUUUGACAUGUUUCUCAAGCUGAAAGAUCUAACAAGCUCAGAAGCCUUCAAAGAGUAUGAUCCAGAAAGUAAAGGCAUAAUAUCAAAGAAAGAAUUUCAGAAAGCCAUGGAAGGUCAAAAGCAAUAUACACAAUCAGAGAUUGAGUUCCUGCUGUCCUGUGCAGAAGCUGAUGAAAAUGACAUGUUUAACUAUGUUGAUUUUGUUGAACGAUUUCAUGAACCAGCUAAAGACAUUGGAUUUAAUGUGGCGGUACUGUUAACAAAUCUUUCGGAACAUAUGCCAAACGAUUCACGACUUCAAACUUUAUUAGGCCCAGCGGAAAGUGUCCUUAACUAUUUUGAACCUUAUCUGGGGCGAAUUGAGAUAAUGGGUGGUGCCAAGAAAAUAGAACGGGUUUAUUUUGAGAUUAGUGAGUCCAGCAGGAUGCAGUGGGAGAAGCCUCAGGUGAAAGAAUCAAAAAGACAAUUUAUUUUUGAUGUUGUAAAUGAGGGAGGAGAACAAGAGAAAAUGGAGCUGUUUGUAAACUUCUGUGAGGACACUAUUUUUGAAAUGCAAUUGGCAUCUCAGAUCUCUGAAUCAGACUCUAUUGAAAGACCUGAGGAAGAGGAGGAAGAGGAGCCUUGCUACUUGAGGGAAGUUGGAGAUGAAGAAAAAGAAGACAAGUCCCUUGAAUCCAUUUCAGCUUUCUCAAUGGCAUGUAUUGCAUUAAAGAAAAACGCUGCUGCAUUUUUUAAAAUGAUCAGAAUAAAAAACGUAAGGAAACAGUACAGAAGAGUAAAGAAGAUGACAGUAAAAGAAUUAGUAAAAGUUUCUUUUUCCUUUUUCUGGGUGCUUUUUGUAGGAUUCUUUCAGAUGCUUUUCACUAUAGUGUGGGGCAUUUUUCAAAUUCUUUGGAGUACUGUAUUUGGUGGUGGCCUAGUGGAAGGAGCCAAAAAUAUCAGAGUGACCAAAAUACUAGGAGACAUGCCUGAUCCUACUCAGUUUGGAAUCCAUGAUGAUGUUCUUGAAGCAGAGAAAGGUGAAGCUACAGACCAUAACAUUACAGCUGAAAUUGUGCAGUUUGUAAAAAAUGAAAAGGGAGAGACAGACAUAUUGUCAGAUAUUUUUGGCAUUUCUACAAAGAAAGAGAGUGGCUUAAAACAUGGUCAUGAUGUUGGCCUAGGAGAUAUUGCAGAUAUUAUUGGAUCAGAGACCCCUCCUUGUUUGGAAAGCACAUCUCACAAGAAGAAAAGAUCACAGGCAGCUGAACUAAUGAAGGAUGAUGAAUCAGAAACAAGGACAGAAUCUGAGAAGGCUGAUAUGGAGGAUGGUGAAAAACAAGAUAAGAUAAAGGAUGAUGGAUAUUAUGAACAUUUGGAAGCUGAAGAACCCAGGAAAAAGAAACGAAGACAUGGGCAAAAAAUAGAAAAACCUGAUGCAGUUAUGGCAAACUUCUUUAAAGUACUGGAAGUCUAUCAGACAAAAAUGCUGCAUUACUUGGCUAGAAAUUUUUACAAUUUAAGAUUUCUAGCUCUUUUUGUUGCCUUUGCCAUCAACUUUAUCCUGCUUUUCUACAAGGUGACUGAAGAGCCGUUUGAGGAAACAGAAGAAGAUUCUGACCUAUGGCAUUCUUUGGAUGAGGAUGAGGAUGAAGAGGGUGUGGUUUUCUUUGUUUUACAAGAGAGUACAGGCUAUAUGGCACCAACACUAAGAACUCUAGCUGUUGUUCAUACAAUCAUCUCUUUUGUAUGUGUUGUUGGAUACUACUGCUUGAAGGUUCCCCUUGUUGUUUUCAAACGGGAAAAAGAUAUUGCAAGAAAAUUGGAAUUUGAUGGUCUGUAUAUUACUGAACAACCCUCUGAAGAUGAUAUUAAAGGACAGUGGGAUCGUCUAGUCAUAAACACUCCAUCUUUUCCUAACAAUUAUUGGGACAAGUUUGUGAAACGGAAGGUGAUCAACAAGUAUGGUGAUUUAUAUGGAGCGGAACGCAUUGCAGAACUCUUAGGCCUGGAUAAAAAUGCUCUUGACUUCAGUCCAGUAGAACAUACUGAACUAGAGGAGUCGUCUUUUCUUUCAUGGUUAGGCUCUAUUGAUGCCAAGUACCAUAUCUGGAAGCUCGGUGUAGUCUUUACAGAUAAUUCCUUCUUGUACUUAGCUUGGUAUACAACUAUGUCCAUCCUUGGUCACUACAACAACUUCUUCUUUGCUGCUCACUUACUCGAUAUCGCUAUGGGGUUUAAGACUCUGCGUACUAUUCUAUCUUCUGUAACUCACAAUGGCAAACAGCUCGUGCUGACUGUCGGACUCCUGGCUGUAGUGGUAUACCUUUACACAGUGGUAGCAUUCAACUUCUUCCGCAAAUUCUAUAACAAGAGUGAAGAUGAGGAUGAGCCAGACAUGAAGUGUGAUGACAUGAUGACUUGUUACUUAUUCCACAUGUAUGUGGGUGUAAGAGCGGGUGGCGGUAUUGGAGAUGAAAUUGAAGACCCUGCAGGAGACCCUUAUGAAAUGUAUCGAAUCGUGUUUGAUAUCACAUUUUUCUUCUUUGUCAUUGUCAUCUUGCUGGCCAUCAUUCAAGGUCUCAUUAUUGAUGCCUUUGGUGAAUUGAGAGAUCAGCAGGAGCAAGUCAAAGAAGACAUGGAGACAAAAUGUUUCAUUUGUGGAAUUGGCAAUGACUACUUUGACACAAUUCCACAUGGGUUUGAAAUGCAUACUUUGCAAGAGCACAACUUGGCCAACUACCUGUUUUUUCUGAUGUAUCUAAUUAAUAAGGAUGAAACAGAACAUACAGGACAGGAGUCAUAUGUAUGGAAAAUGUAUCAAGAAAGAUGCUGGGAUUUCUUCCCAGCUGGAGAUUGCUUUCGCAAACAAUAUGAAGAUCAACUUGGAUAAACACAUCAGCAAUAAAAUAUACUCAAAAUCAAAAUGAAGCAAAAAUCAAGCAAUUACCAUUUAAUGGUAUAAUACGAAUAUGUGUUUGACUUCUCCAUACAAUAAACUAACUUGUUUCAUUGUAGGACAAUCAGCUUGAGUUUUUGCACCAUCAACAAACAGGCUCUUGUAUUAACUGAUUUUCAAUUUUCAUAUCGGAAAACGUCAAAGAAAUAUGCUUACCUUAAACAUUUCUGUUCAUUAUCCUAGUUUAGGAAUAAUUUGUAUUAUUUAUUAAUUAAUUAAGGCAUAAUUUAGAAAUAAUGAAUAUAUUAGUAAACCCUGUCAUGAAAUAAGAGAUAGUUUAGCUACAAGGGCUAUUGUAUUGUAUUAAAUGCACAACAUCUGUAACUUAAGAACUUGAACAUGGAGUGACAAUGCCUCAUAUAUUCACUUGUUGUAAUAUUAAACAAUGUUUCAGCCAGCCCUUAUAUUCCCCACGUCAUUUCCUAAUUAAUAUGGGAAGGUAGAAAGUUUUGCCGAAACAUUUUAUUGCCACUGAAAUCCUAAUUAAGUGCCUUAAAUCUUUGCAAAAAUAACUAUGCAAAAAUAUUUUUAUUAGUAUUUUAAAAUGACUUUUUUGUUAAAUCAGUUAUGUUGCUUUCCUGUCUAAUUGUAUGAAAUACUUGAAAGGUAAUCACAUACUUGUUCCAAUAAUAGCUUGUUAGAUGCAGCUGGUAAAAGAAAUGUAUUGUCUUACAAUCUUAUAGAAGUAAAUUUUAGGACAAGUAAAAAUAAUGGUUUAUGGUCAACUAGUGGUAAAGUUGCUAUGUUUAUGCAUUUUUCCUUUAAAUAAGAAGUGCCCACUGCAAUAAAGAAUUUACAAACCAAA
Sphaerodactylus townsendi is the source of this 15606-nucleotide messenger RNA. RefSeq names its product ryanodine receptor 3 (gene RYR3). The transcript is spliced from 106 exons. The record is from RefSeq and is a predicted model, not a curated record. Gene Ontology annotation, molecular function: protein binding; ryanodine-sensitive calcium-release channel activity; calcium ion binding. Gene Ontology annotation, biological process: calcium ion transmembrane transport; intracellular calcium ion homeostasis. Gene Ontology annotation, cellular component: calcium channel complex; smooth endoplasmic reticulum; sarcoplasmic reticulum membrane. Bases 123 to 14735 code for a protein of 4870 amino acids. Lineage: Eukaryota; Metazoa; Chordata; Lepidosauria; Squamata; Sphaerodactylidae.